Messenger RNA from Alternaria alternata, 451 nucleotides. RefSeq lists its product as hypothetical. The transcript is spliced from 3 exons. The coding region runs from base 175 to 411 and encodes 78 amino acids. The record is from RefSeq and is a predicted model, not a curated record. Lineage: Eukaryota; Fungi; Ascomycota; Dothideomycetes; Pleosporales; Pleosporaceae.
UUGUCGGAUAGGUUUGCGGACGGUUUGGGGCGUCCGGUCAAAAUUGAAGCUAUUGAUCCUAUGUUGGACAUCUCUGGAUUCCGGUUUCAUUCCUCAUUGUCAUGUAAGCGAAUCGUCUAUCCAGAAGUCUGUAUGAGUACAGAAACCUCGAACAUGUAAGGAUAAUGUAUCGUUAUGGACUGCAGUGUAGUAGGAGAAAUCUUGUGCGACCAACGCUCUCUUUAUUUAAACCGACUCAAUGUAGGGGAACGUACUCGAACCCAGGCUGGCGCGGAUCUGGAUCAGGACAAGCUAAGUUGUCCGCCAGCCACAACGCGACGUCAUACCACUAGACCAUACCACGAUAGGGCUGUUAGCUGGUGUGUAGUCAAUAUGGAGGUAUUGAUGCUUACCCUUAGUGAUUUGUUUUGAUGGAAAAUUUUGAAACCAUUACAUUCAUAUAGUUACCAUA